ACAAAACGCUUGACACAGCGGAACACAUCUUUCCCAUGUGUUUUGAAGUAAAGAGCAGCUAGCCUUUCAGAUGAGAUGUAAUAUUAGAAGAGAGGCGGGGAUGUGGUGGUUUAUUCGCGAUGGGUAAUGUUUUCGGCAGACAGAGACACCUCAGUCGAGUGACAGAGCAGGACAGGGCGAUAUUGCAGCUGAAACAGCAGAGAGAUAAACUGAAACAAUACCAGAAGAAAAUCACAUUACAGCUGGAGAAAGAGAGACGUCUGGCCAAACUGCUCCUGAAGGAUGGCAAGAAAGAGCGAGCUCUUCUGCUGCUCAAAAAGAAACGCUACCAAGAUCUCCUGCUGGACAAGACCGAGAUCCAGAUAGCCAACCUGGAGCGCGUGGUUCAAGAUAUUGAAUUUGCUCAGAUUGAAGUAAAGGUCAUCGAGGGUUUAAAAGCUGGGAAUGACUGUCUUAAGCAAAUUCAUGAGGUCAUGUCAAUUGAGGAGGUGGAGAGAAUACUGGAGGAGACGCAGGAGGCCAUUGAGUAUCAGAAGCAAAUUGAUGAACUGCUGGCGGGUUGGUUGACACCGGAGGAUGAGGAUGCUGUGUUAGCCGAGCUGGAGGCCAUCACUCAGGGAGAAGACAUAACCCUUCCAGAAUUACCCACAGAUCCAUUGCCAGCGGUGCCUACGGGAGAGACAGAGAGAAAAGAGCCGGAGCGAGAGAUGCUGGCAGCGUAAUGUGUGAUCUUACAACCUGGCUCAUCACUUUGGUCUUCUUAAUGAAAGGAAGAGCUAGGGGAAUAUAAUUGAGAGAAAAGAAGGCUUUCGUGGGAUUAUUUAAUAGGCACGCGUCAGAAGCAUUUCCCACGGUCAUGGGAAACUUCAGGGAAUGUCAGGGGGGGGUUUACUUUUUUGGAUUUCCAGACUUGAAAAAGUCACGAAUGUCAUGAAAAGGCCGGUUUACGGUAA
Molecule: messenger RNA, 953 nt
Organism: Rhinichthys klamathensis goyatoka
Lineage: Eukaryota; Metazoa; Chordata; Actinopteri; Cypriniformes; Leuciscidae
Gene: chmp6a
Product: charged multivesicular body protein 6a
Exons: 8
Coding region: 120-722 (200 amino acids)
Biological process (GO): vesicle budding from membrane; late endosome to vacuole transport via multivesicular body sorting pathway
Cellular component (GO): ESCRT III complex; multivesicular body
Source: RefSeq, a predicted model, not a curated record